AUGGCCUCACUCUCAACAACCAUUUGUGCCCUUGUGUUGGUAUCCGCAGUUUCAGUCUCAGUCUCAGCCAUCUCUUUACAAGAGAUAUGCACUCAAACCCGAACCCCGCGCUUCUGCUACGCUCUCUUAAACGGUCACGCACUCGACAAUCUCCGACAACUCAAUGAAGCCGUGAUCGUCGCAACCACAGACAGCGCUUCAAAAACAAGCGCCAAAAUCCAAUCCCUUCUCUCCCAAACCACCGAUCCUAAUCUCAAGGUGGUUUACAGCCUUUGCUCGAACUACUACAGCGCCGCCCUGGCUGCGCUCUCCGCGGCCAAGGAGAAGAUCAGAUCGGGUGAUUUCGGGAGCGUCAGAUGCUCUAGUCUUGGAUUAUGUGAGGUAGGUGUUUCUACUCAUUAUCAAGCAUCCAAGGUACUUAUUAAUGCAGAUAUAAUUGAAGUUAAGGAUUUCAGGAAGAGGAUUCAAGGUGAUCAUACUUUUACUCAGCAUGUUUCAUUGGAACAAUCUGCACAAAGGUUGAGUAGUGAGUUUGAUAAUUUGGAUGUAAAGUCUCUUGAAGAUGUAGUUUGUCUAGAGGAUGGGUCUUAUUGGGUGUUUGGUAAGGUUGAAUCAAUUGAAUGUCAUUAUGGAGAAUGGUUCUACUUAGCUUGCAAGACUUGUGUAAAGAAGGUUAGAUGCUUGGAUGACACUAAGUUUCAUUGUGACUUUUGUUUGAAGACUUUCUCUUAUGCACUGAAAAGGUUUAGAUUUGUAGUCAACGUUGUUGAUGACACAGGCAAUGCUUCUCUUCUCUUGUGGGAUAGAGAAGUUGUUCAGCUUUUGGGUAAAAAGGUUACUGAUCUGAUUGGAAGUAAAUUUGAGAGAUCUACCAUGGAUUGUAUUCCUAAGGAAGUUGAAGAUAAAAUUGUUGGGCAAAAGUUGUUAUUCAAAGUUCAAGUCAGGAAUAGGAAGGAAUUUUAUCGUAAUUAUCCUUAUACUGUGAACAAACUUUGUAGUAUUCCUGAAAUAGUUGAGAAGCAUGUUCCUGUCAACAUUGGCUCACAAAUAUUUAAUUAUGAUGUGAAGUUGUCCGAUAUACUGUUUGGAUCAGACAUUGCGGAGGUUACUCAAAAAGGAUAUCUUACACCCGAUCUAUCUGUUGUGACUAAGGAUCAUGGUAGUGAGUGGAUUGUUGAAAGCAGUGUCAAGCGUUGUUUGGAUGCUGAUUUUAAUACUUGCGAUGAUAUUUCUGUUGAUCAAGGCAAGAAUAAGAAUAAGAAUAAGAAGAAAGUGAAAGUGGUGGAUAAUGUUGAUGUGGCUCCGAUCAGUAAUUGAAAGAAGUUUUCUAGUGGUGAAUCUGGUGAUCAGAUUGGGAAUAAUCUUUGGAGUUUCUAUGUUUUGCCUUAUGUUUUACCUUUUGGUUGUUUAGUUGACAUAUCAUUUUAGACUGCUCAUCUUAGUUUUUGCUGUUUUGGUUGAUGGUUUUGUUCCUUCAGUACUUUCUUUCUGAUGAUAAUGUUAAGGCUUUGCAUCUUUGGUUC
Molecule: messenger RNA, 1523 nt
Organism: Salvia hispanica
Lineage: Eukaryota; Viridiplantae; Streptophyta; Magnoliopsida; Lamiales; Lamiaceae
Source: RefSeq, a predicted model, not a curated record